Molecule: messenger RNA, 1970 nt
Organism: Daldinia decipiens
Lineage: Eukaryota; Fungi; Ascomycota; Sordariomycetes; Xylariales; Hypoxylaceae
Exons: 1
Coding region: 575-1687 (370 amino acids)
Source: RefSeq, a predicted model, not a curated record
AUUUUGCCUUACCAUAGCGGACAUAGCGGCCAUAGCGGCAGAACGUUGGGAGGCUAACACGAUGGUUGAAAUCAUUUUAGCCUCUACUAAUAUAUGUUAUUGAGUUUAUCUCCAGGUGCUAAUUCACCCCCUCCAAGCGCCGUUGUUCAGAAUAACUACCUAAGGUACAGUGAAGUUAUUGUCCUGCUCCCCACCCAACCGAAGGGGUUGUCAAGGCUUCAGCCACCAUACGCAUACGCUCGCAUUAGGGGGUUAUCAAUUAGCGUUGGCCUCACCACCAGAAACAAUUUCUUUAAGUUCGAUAUGUAUCAGUAACUAUGAUGCAUAACAGCUGAGCUGUGCAGGGAUUUACUAGCUACUCAAAGCAACUGUACAGAGCUAAUACACAAUAAACCGACGAUUGCAAUAUAGUAUAAUGGUUGUUAUACGACAGAAUAACUGUUCGGUGCUGCUUGAGAAGCUAUUUAUGUAUGCUCCUGAUCGAUCAGUAGCUAGACUCUAGCAUCCAAGUUGGUGAUAACCAUACUCGUAAUCCACCAAGUGACUAUUUGAUUUCCAUUCGACAGCACACGUCAUGUCUACUAUUACCCGAGGCGGAAUCCCCAUCGAGCCCUUCAGGGACGAAAACGGUAGGAAUGUGUAUCACUUUGAUUAUCCUCAAUAUGCCCCCUUCGAUCCUUACUACCGCAUCGCGCUCCAUAGGCGAGCGUACAGACCUCGCGAGAUUCUAAACGCCACUAUCAGGGCCUUCUACAACCGGCAGGACUUUGAAUUGAGCCCGCGGCAGACCGCAGCGCGCGAGAAUUUCUGCGCCAAGUACGUGCUACAGAGCCCGUCGUACGGGAGGCAGCUCGGGCCCAGAGAGGCGUACGAGUACGUAGAUAGCGACGUUAAGUUCUGGGCCCAACAGCUUGACGAUUUCUUUUUCUUUGGGCUGCUCGGACGCUAUAUUAUGAUACAGACUGGCUUUGACGUGGUCGGUGAGGAUCCGUUGCAGCUCGAGGAAAGGAUCGAUGGAGAAACGACCAUGGUCGCGAACGAAGAGGGAGGUAGAUACGUGCGCAUCUUGCUUAACACCGGCCGCGGCAAUGCGAUAUACGAUAUUAAUGAUAUUAUAGGUCAGCUUAUGCACGAGAUGGUGCACGCCUAUCUCCAAAUCUUCUCGUGCGACUGUCUGAAGUGCGAAAGGGCUCUCCUGAACACCACUGGCAUCCCAGGAGAUGAACACGGACCUAUCUUCCUGAUGCUCCACCGCCUCAUCUUGAGCGAGAUCAGGCGGUGGGGUAACACUGGCGAUAACGACUUGGCUGAGCUGCUCUGGGAGGACUGCCCGGAGUUGUGUAUUAGCUUGAACUCGAACUGGCGAGCUAGGAUGGUCAUCGAUAGCCUCACGCGGGAGGAGAGAAAGCAAUUUAGCAGAGUCCGCAAAUACGAGUCCAGCGCCAGGCAUCUCGUGCGAAUCACACACACUGGUGCCGUUGCGGUCCAACCGAAUAUCAAGCACCGGCAGAUCCAGCUUGAGAACCAGCUUAAGGACAAGCGCAUCCGGGCGGACGAGUUUAGAGUCGACCUGCUCGACCACUGGCUCGCGUACGAGGAUGAGGAAGACGAAGAGGACAGUGAACAGUCCCAGAGCGAUGAUGAGGUAACCCGGCUGAGCAGCGAGACUCCCGAAAGCGAAAACUAAGGUUUAGUCGAAUCCCUGACCUAUUAGAUGUCUUAUUCGCGAGGCCAAAGCGCUCGUGGGAUGAUUCGCUUUGUAAGAUAGAACCGCCGUCGAGACCAAGCACGGAUAUGACGAUAUUGUUAUAAUCCUAAAUGUAUAGUUCUAAUGUAGUUAAUUGAAUAUUAAUGUGUGAAGCCAAUUCGUAUUGACUUUGUAGUGAUACCGGCUCCUCUAUGCCGAGAGAACUGUAGUUUAACUCGUCCAAGCCCAUGAAACGAUAGCGGCUGUUCGUCAUGUUGGUCCA